This is a messenger RNA of Propithecus coquereli (Coquerel's sifaka), 2622 nucleotides long. Its product is annotated as UDP-glucuronosyltransferase 2B17-like. Lineage: Eukaryota; Metazoa; Chordata; Mammalia; Primates; Indriidae. Gene Ontology annotation, molecular function: UDP-glycosyltransferase activity. The record is from RefSeq and is a predicted model, not a curated record. Bases 8 to 1600 code for a protein of 530 amino acids. The transcript has 6 exons.
CACCAGGAUGGGUCUACGAUGGACUUCAGUUCUUCUGCUGAUGCAGCUGAGCGGUUACUUUAGCUCGGGGACUUGUGGAAAAGUGCUGGUGUGGCCCACAGAAUACAGCCACUGGAGGAAUAUGAAGAUAAUCCUGGAUGAACUUGUCCAGAGAGGACACGAGGUGACUGUACUGGCAUCUUCAGCGUCUGUUGUUAUUGAUCCCAGCAAAACAUCUGCUAUUAAAUUUGAAGUUUAUCCUACAUCUUUAAGUAAAGAUGACUUUGACGGUUUUUUAAUGAAACUGCUUGAUAGAGCAAUAUAUGAUCUUCCAAAAGACACAUUUUGGUCACAGAUUUCACAAACAGAAGAAAUCAUUUUGGGAUUUUCUGCACUUAUGAGACAGCUUUGUAAAGAUGCAGUUUUAAACAAGAAACUUAUGACAAAGCUACAAGAGUCAAAGUUUGAUGUCCUUCUUGCAGAUGGCGUUGGUUUCUGUGCUGACCUGCUGGCUGAGAUACUUAAAACGCCACUUGUGUACAGUCUCCGCUGCUCUUCUGGCUACACAUUUGAGAAGCAUGGUGGAGGACUUCUAUUCCCUCCUUCCUAUGUACCUGUAGUUAUGUCAGAAUUAAGUGAUCGAAUGACAUUCAUGGAGAGGGUAAAAAAUAUGAUAUAUGUGCUUUAUUUUGACUGUUGUUUCCAAGGAUAUGAUAUGAAGAAGUGGGAUCAGUUGUACCUUGACGUACUAGGUAGACCCACUACGUUCUAUGAGACAAUGAAGAAAGCUGAUAUGUGGCUUAUUCGAACCUAUUGGGACUUUGAUUUUCCUCGCCCACUCUUACCAAAUUAUGAUUUCAUUGGAGGACACCAUUGCAAACCUGCCAAACCUCUGCCUAAGGACAUGGAAGACUUUGUCCAGAGCUCUGGAGAGAACGGUGUGGUGGUGUUUACUCUGGGGUCAAUGAUCAGUAACAUGACAGAAGAAAGGGCCAAUGUGAUUGCUUCAGCCCUUGCCCAUAUCCCACAAAAGGUUCUAUGGAGAUUUGAUGGCAAAAAACCAGACACCUUAGGACCCAACACUCGGUUGUACAAGUGGAUACCCCAGAAUGACCUUCUUGGUCAUCCAAAAACCAAGGCUUUUAUAACUCACGGUGGAAUCAAUGGUGUCUAUGAGGCCAUCUACCACGGGGUCCCUAUGGUGGGCAUUCCUUUGUUUUGGGAUCAAGCAGACAACAUUGUUCACAUGAAGGCCAAGGGAGCAGCUGUUAGAGUGGACUUCAACACAAUGUCAAGUACAGAUUUGCUCAAUGCUUUGAAAACAGUCAUUAAUGACCCUUUAUAUAAAGAGAAUGCUAUGAAAUUAUCAAGAAUUCAACAUGAUCAGCUAACAAAGCCCCUGGACCGAGCAGUCUUCUGGAUCGAGUAUGUCAUGCGCCACAAAGGAGCCAAACACCUUCGGGUUGCAGCCCACGACCUCACCUGGUUCCAGUACCACUCUUUGGAUGUGGUUGGGUUCCUGCUGGCCUGUGUGGCAACUGCUAUAUUCAUCAUAACAAAAUGUUGUCUGUUUUUUUGCCGGUUAUUUACUACAGCAGGAAAGAAGAAAAAAAUGCAGUAAUUAGAUCUAGACCUGAUCAUGCCAUAAUAAAGAGGAGUCCCAUGGAAGAAGGCAACCCAAGUCCCGGUGGACGUGCCAGCCUUUAGGUGAUCUAAUGUACCUGUUGAAGAACAGGGAAAAAUGAAAAUAUUGAUCUUUUCACUGAUCUUUCUUUAGUUAAUUUGUUCUGCAUAUCAGAUGGAGAUACAAGUCCUUAGUGACGAUUUCCCUAGAUUAUUUUCUCUUCUCCUGAUCUGUCUCAUGGCUGGGUUUGUCAUCCUAGACCUCAAUUGGUGAGUCAUCUAUGAUGUCUGAAUUUGCAGAAGAUGGUUUCUCGGAUCACCUACAGGGUGUAAUAAAUAGUUCCACACUCAGAGAAGUCAUGUCUUCUUCUUGCCCCUCCCACUAUUUGAUGUUACGUACCAGGUGACAGCAAGGACCCACAAUCCUACUAGUGUCUUAGACACGAAGUGGGGUUAAAUCUCUCUUUUCAGGUGUAAUCCUUUUCACCUUGUCAAUCCUCAUGUUUGUAGUUGUUCCUUAUGCCAUUCGUCAACUGGUCAGUAGUGGCAAUCUCUGUUUUUAUAAAUCUACUGCCAAAGCUUUGCAAUUACAUAAAUAAAUAUAAACCUUCCAUCUAAAACAUCACCCCAAUUCCACAGGAAGUAGUUCGAUGACUAUGUCACCCCUCUUCCCAUAGAUACAGAAGGGUAAAAUUGGGAGUGGGGAAUAUGUAACAGGUAAAGACCGAGAAAAGUUGAAAUGUAUUGCAAGAUAUCUCUUUAAAAUCUCCCCCACUCUUUUUGAGAAUUAAAACCUCCAUGCCUGUGCCAGGCCAGUGGUCAGGAGGGGCAGAGAAGUGUCCUUUGGUCUUUGUACCACAGGACAUGGCUCAAUGGAACUGUCCAUUAAGCAGUCAUGAGAUUGUCUUUGCUGGAAAUGGCAUUGAUCAGAACCAUCAACUAUAGUUAAAUAGCAAUACCUUGAAGCUGAAUACCCUUCCUUUAAAAGCUCUGUAUCUUUGCUCUAUUUGCAAAUUAUAU